CCGCCCCAUCUUCCGCGGCCCCCGGCAUCGAAGAGAGUCCCAUGAAUGACAAAUUCCGGUGCGGUGCGUUCCUUUUCCGAUUGGGGUUCUAGCAGUGCGGGUCUUUGUGAACGAUGAACACAUGCUUCGGCAAGGUUGUAGUCUUUAUUUCCCGCUGGAGAGCCACGGGCGUGGAUGGUGGGAUGCAUAAAUGCAUAGGCGAACCCCAUCCGGCAUUCAUUUCGGAUCGGGUGACGUCUCUUCCACUUUUCGAUGCCACAUCCUUGCGGAGACGUGCUCGGGGCGUGGUAGCUGCAGAAAGGAUAUUAGGCGUUGCCGUCGAACGUGUGCGGUCCCGGUUGCCAUGUUCCGUAUACGGGGACAUUUCAGUGAAUCAGUGGGAAAGGUCGGCGUUUUUGCCAGGGAUUUGGGUGGAUUUUGCGUUCCUCUUAAUUAGUCCAUCUCCUUCGGUUCGUCCACCUGUAUUUCAUUGCUCCCUCGCCCAGGGGAACGGCAACGGGAGCCAACGGUGGAUCUCAUGGCACCGCUGUGCCCCUCAAGCCGGCCUUGGGAGGCGUAACCAACUUCGUCCCCUGUUUUUUGUCUUAUUUUCUCUCUCUCGAUUGGAGACGCGGGUAGGGAUGUUCGCUAUGAUAGGCAGCCAUUAGAUCAUGGACAUUUGCAUUGGAGGUGGGCGAUAGGAAGGGGAGUUGUCGAAAAAGUUUGGGAAGCAUGACUAGGCGCUUAGGAGAGGCACGGUUUUGGUGAAGGCAAACCCCCCGGCGGUUACAUGGGCUUUGGGAGGACUCCUGUCUGGUAUGCAAAUGAUGGAAUGAUUCCAAGAGUCAUCUCAGCUCAUAUUUUUUUUUC
Messenger RNA from Eremomyces bilateralis CBS 781.70, 849 nucleotides. RefSeq lists its product as uncharacterized. The record is from RefSeq and is a predicted model, not a curated record. The transcript has a single exon. Bases 114 to 647 code for a protein of 177 amino acids. NCBI's taxonomy places the organism in Eukaryota, Fungi, Ascomycota, Dothideomycetes, Eremomycetales, Eremomycetaceae.